This is a messenger RNA of Lodderomyces parapsilosis, 864 nucleotides long. RefSeq names its product FMN adenylyltransferase (gene FAD1). The coding region runs from base 1 to 864 and encodes 287 amino acids. Gene Ontology annotation, biological process: FAD biosynthetic process. Gene Ontology annotation, molecular function: FMN adenylyltransferase activity. NCBI's taxonomy places the organism in Eukaryota, Fungi, Ascomycota, Pichiomycetes, Serinales, Debaryomycetaceae. The record is from RefSeq and is a predicted model, not a curated record. The transcript has 2 exons.
AUGACGACACAAGAGCUUACGAAACAACAGAUAGGGUUCUUUGAAAGGUGCGAAGAGUGUUAUCACUUAAUUCAAAAUUUUUUAAAUGGCACGUUGCCUAAUGGCUUGGUGCCAUCAAGGCACAAGAAAUACGAAUACGAUCCAGCUCUAAGACAAGUGGUAAAAGAAAAGAUUAAAUCGAGCAUGGAUAAGCUAGAGAAAUCGAUAGACCUUCACGGGUUGAAGGAAAUUGCAAUCUCAUAUAAUGGAGGUAAAGAUUGUUUGGUCAUGUUGAUUUUACUUUUAGCUUCGAUCUACAAGAAAUUCCUCGGUACCCAUGAAACAAAUCGUGGUGAAAAUUUCUAUUCGAGCGGCAUCAUACCCCACGACUACAAGCUAGAUUCCGUUUACGUCAAUGCCGAAACUCCAUUCCCGCAGUUGACAGAAUUUAUCAGACAAUCUACACAAUACUACCACUUGAACCCAAUUUUUAUCAAAGAUUCAAUGAAAUGUGGAUUUGAACACUACUUGAACGAAAUUAAUACAAAUGUCAAAUCAGUUAUAGUGGGAAUCAGACACACUGAUCCUUAUGGCGCGCAACUUCAAGAUGAACAGUACACCGACAGUAACUGGCCCAGAUUCUUGAGAAUUCAUCCUAUACUAGAUUGGAAAUACGUGGAAAUCUGGGACUUUUUGGUGGGAUCCGAUGUCAAUUAUUGCACCUUGUAUGACGAGGGAUACACAAGUUUGGGUGGUAGCAAUACCACUGUCCCCAAUCCAGAAUUAAUGAUUCCUGGCGGUGAAAACAAAUACCUACCCGCUUAUAUGUUGAAGGAUAAUGCUGAUGCUUUGGAAAGGCUAGGCCGGGUGAAAGUCCAGCAAUAA